UGUGCCUUCAACAUCUGCCGAGCAUUGUUUUGGACAGUUUUUAUUUCAUGUUGGUUAACGUGUCAGGGUAUAUCGUGUCGCUAGAUAACAUCAUAAUUUCCUCAUCAGGGAAAACAGCGUUAUGAGUGAAUGUGAGAAAUGAUAUCCUGUGGGUUGGUAAUCCCAGCGCUCUUUCAGCUGAGUUUGUUGUUGUUUUGGACACCAUACAUCAACGGCAGAACAUUGGAGACAUGUCCUACGGGCAAGGCAUGUCGAUCAGAAAGACCUCCCGUAAUCCUAAUUCCUGGAGACCUGGGGAACCAGCUGGAGGCCAAGCUGGACAAGCCCAGUGUGGUCCACUACAUCUGCUACAAAAAGACAGAUGUCUACUUUACAUUAUGGCUCAACCUGGAACUGUUGGUGCCAGUGGCCAUCGACUGCUGGAUUGACAACAUAAGGCUGAUUUACAACCGCACAACAAGGCAGACAGAAGCACCUCCGGGUGUAGAUGUCAGGGUGCCUGGCUUUGGACAGACCUUCCCCUUGGAAUACCUUGAUCCCAGCAAGCAAGGUGUUGGCAUGUAUUUCUUCACCAUAGUGCAGGCGCUGGUGGAGUGGGGAUACACGAGAGAUGACGAUGUUCGAGGAGCUCCCUAUGACUGGCGUAAAGCACCAAAUGAGAACAAGGCCUACUUUCUGGGUCUGCAACAGAUGAUUGAGGACAUGGCAGAGAAGGCUGGGUGUCCAGUUGUCCUGAUGGCCCACAGCAUGGGGAACAUGUACACCCUGUAUUUCCUAAACCAACAGCCCCAGGCCUGGAAGGAUCACUACAUCAAGGCCUUUGUGUCCCUGGGGGCACCUUGGGCUGGAGUAGCCAAAACACUGAGAGUCGUAGCUACUGGUGAUAAUAACCGCAUACCAGUCAUCAGUUCCUUGAAGAUGCGCUCACAGCAGCGCUCCGCUGUCUCAACCACGUGGCUGUUCCCGUACGCACAUUCCUGGCCCACCGACAAGGUGCUUAUCCAGACACCCACCACCAACUACACAGUGAAGGACUACCAACGCUUCUUCAAGGAUCUUGAUUUCGAAGACGGCUGGGAAAUGCGUCAGGAUACCGAGCCCCUGGUCAGUGCCCUGGAGCCUCCCGGGGUGGCCAUCCACUGUCUCUACGGUAGCGGAGUGCCCACCGCAGAGGGUUUCCUGUACACCAGCUUUCCAGAUACAGACCCAACAACGGUUCUCGGAGAUGGAGAUGGGACGGUCAAUCUGCUGAGUGCCGCCCAGUGCAGGCGUUGGAUAGGCCGCCAAACUCAACCAGUCCAUAUGCUCGAGCUGGAGGGGAAUGAGCAUGUGAAUAUGUUGCUCAACUUUACCACAGUCGCCUACAUCAAGAAGGUUCUCUUUGGCCCCUGAGUGACCUCAAUCUGUUACUGCUCCUCAGCUUAUCUUAGUUCAUGAACUGUGAUGGUACAAAGACAAGAUGACUGAUAGGCUUGUGGACACAUGACGGCCACUGUGCCUGAGGAGGACUUGAUGACAGCACUAAAAUGUUUUACACAAGCCAUGAUUUUAUCAUUAAUUAUCCCCCUGAGCAAACAAUUACUGUUCAUUCCCCUUUAAUGUUCAUCCAACAUCCAAAUGUUAUCACGUUAAUUGAUCUUGUUGAAAAUGUAUGUGUACUGAGUUUUCUAAAAUCUCAGAAAUUACCUGUUGGUUUCAUAUAGCGCUGAACCAAAAAUGCUGUGAUGUUACAAUGUCAUACCUAAAGUUUAGCCACAAUUUGAAGCCAGGAAUAUUGUGCCAUCAACGUCAGUAGUUUCACUGUACACAUCAGCCAAGUGAACACAAGAUAUAUAUUGAUAACUUUAGUACACACAAAUUGAACUAGGGGUAUCUGUUUUUGACAAUUUUUUCAGUUACUGAGCUUGUUAGAUUUUAUUUCCGCCCUUGGUCAGCAUAUCUAUAUUUAUACGGGUGUAUUUAAAAUAUUCUUCAUGUCUAACAUAAAAUAAUUAUCACAUUUACACCUUUUCAUUUAGUCUAUAAGAUGUCUGCUAUUAUUGUGCAAUUGUUCAAAUUUCUCUUAACCAGGUUCAAUUUAGAGUAGAACCGUUUCCUAUGUGAUCUUCAGAAUUAGCAUUGUCUGCAGUAUUAAGGUGUUAUAUUUUUUUUCUGAAGCUGAUUGUUUACUGGGAAUGCACAGGGAGGCAUCUGAACAGCUGGAUUGAAACGGUGCCAUUGCUCUAUGGUUGAGCUUGAACACGAUGUUAUCGCUGCAACUAUCGUGAUCUGUGUUUGUGCAGCUGCCUUGUGAUGAUCAAGUAAAUGUCAUGUUGAACUUUG
This is a messenger RNA of Esox lucius (northern pike), 2322 nucleotides long. RefSeq names its product phospholipase A2, group XV (gene pla2g15). The record is from RefSeq and is a predicted model, not a curated record. The transcript is spliced from 6 exons. Gene Ontology annotation, cellular component: lysosome. The coding region runs from base 139 to 1392 and encodes 417 amino acids. Lineage: Eukaryota; Metazoa; Chordata; Actinopteri; Esociformes; Esocidae. Gene Ontology annotation, biological process: ceramide metabolic process; phosphatidylcholine metabolic process.